AUGCAGAAGUUUUUCUUGGAGACUAUUCUUCGGCGAAAGCCACUCCAGCCUUCCAAAGAUGGACGUCAUAUCCCUCUCAAUCCUACGGGCGUUGAUCCCGGCGGUCUGAUAGACGAACGCAGCAGCAAACCCUAUAUAAGCAAUUUCAUUCGUUCCAGUCGAUACACAGUCUACGACUUUGUCCCGAAGCAGCUUGUUUUUCAGUUCAGUAAGCUCGGAAACUUCUAUCUCCUUAUCAUGGGUAUUCUUCAGGUAAUUCCUGGUCUGAGCACGGUUGGGAGGUACACGACCAUCGCUCCGCUCGCUGGCUUCGUAGCCUUUAGCAUGGCCAAGGAAGGAUACGAUGACUACAGGCGAUACCAGCUCGAUAAGGCGGAGAAUCGCAGCAUGACCUGGGUUUUGACACACGGUGUGAGAAAGGGGAGAGAGAGGCCACGAAUGUCGGGGUGGAGAAAUGCAAUGAGGAGAAAACGAAAGGGCAGUAAGAAAAGACUCGGAGCGGAUGAAGAGGACGUUAUACUACAAGACAUUGAAGAGGGAGCCCUCGCUAGAUUGGACGAGACGAACGAUUGGAUGAAUGUGCAAUGGCAGCAUGUGCAAGUUGGAGAUGUAGUGCGCCUCCGCCGCGACGAAUCGGUGCCUGCAGACAUUGUUAUGCUUCAUGCCACGGGACCAAACGGCGUUGCAUACAUCGAAACGAUGGCGCUAGAUGGCGAAACAAACCUCAAAGCCAAGCAGGCCUGUCCUCUCCUUGCGGAGAGGUGCGGCACGGUAGAGGGGCUUCGGUCGACUCAGGCUACAGUGGUAUCCGAGGAUCCCAAUCUCGAUUUAUACAGCUAUGUCGGAAGAGUCACUGUUGAUGGAGGCGAAACCGUACCUCUAUCGAUGAACAAUGUCGUCUAUCGAGGCUCUACGUUGCGAAAUACCACAAUGGCGAUUGGACUUGUGAUCAAUUCAGGCGAGGAGUGCAAGAUUCGAAUGAAUGCCAAUAAAAACGUCCAUGCCAAAAAGCCGGCCAUGCAGUCGACAAUUAACAAGAUGGUGCUUUUCCAAAUUACAAUCGUCCUCUCCCUGGCAAUCGGGUUUACCAUUGGAUACUUCACGUGGGAAAAUGGAACAGAGGACAAGUCCUUCUAUCUUGUCCAGAGCGGCGUCUAUGACGCAAGCGUGCCGUUCAAGCAGAUUUUCUUCGGAUUCCUGAUCAUGUUCAACACGUUGAUUCCACUGUCACUAUACAUCAGCUUGGAGAUUGUCAAGAUCGGACAGCUCUUCUUACUGCAAGACGUGGACAUGUACGACCCAGUCACGGACACCCCCAUGGUGGCCAACACUACGACCAUUUUGGAGAAUCUUGGGCAGGUUAGCUAUGUGUUUUCGGACAAGACGGGGACGUUGACGGAGAACUUGAUGCGCUUUCGGAAGUUGAGCGUUGCUGGUGUCGUCUGUCUCCAUGACAUGGAUAUUCCAGAGGACGAGGUGGCUAAAUUGAAAAAGGGAAAGCAACCCAUGUCAAUGAAUGCUGCUCCGGACAUGAGAACCGAAGAGCUGCUUGAUUAUAUUCGCCGUCGACCAAAUACCCCCUUUUCUCAGAAAGCUAAACAAUUUUUGCUUUGCAUCGCCCUUUGUCAUACCUGCUUGCCAGAGACCAAUGAAAGCGGAGAAAUCGAAUAUCAGGCCGCAUCUCCUGAUGAACUGGCCCUGGUUGAGGCAGCACGGGAUCUGGGAUAUAUACUCAUCGACCGACCGGCUCAGUCUAUCAAAUUGCAGAUGCAAGAUGCACAUGGCGUGCUGCAAACAGAAACUUACCAAGUGCUGGACGUGAUCGAGUUCAGUAGCAAAAGGAAGCGAAUGACUAUCAUCGUUAGAAUGCCUGACAGCCGGAUCUGCGUCUUUUGUAAAGGCGCAGACAAUAUCGUCAUGUCCCGUCUUAGGCUUCGUCAAGUAGCUGCGCAGAAGGCAAAAGAUGUCACUCGUAGAGCGAGCGUGAGAAAGACAUUCGAGCAGGACAAAGCAAUCAAACGCAUGAGCACUCAGAUUAGCAGAAAGAAUUCGACUCGGAAUAGCUUUGGCUUGGCACGAAGCGGAUCAACCGCUGGACUUGAAGGGUUGAGAACCAACAUUGUUAGGCGCUCCACAGAUCUUAACCGGCUAUCACAGGCCGAAGAAAUGGCUUCGUGGCUUCAUAGGAGGAACACAGAAGAGAUUGUGACUCCUCGACCUUCGACCGACAUUCUGCGGAGUCCUAGACAAAGCCUGGGUCGUAUGCCAUCUUGGGACCACAGGGAUUAUGCUGGCGAUGACGAUGACAGAAUAGACGAAUUGGUGGCUGCAGAUGAGGCAGCGAUUUUUGAAAAGUGCUUCCAACAUGUCGACGACUUUGCUGCCGAGGGACUACGGACUCUAAUGUACGCAUAUCGCUACAUCGAUGAAGACACCUAUGUGCAAUGGAAAGAUUCAUAUAGGGAGGCCGAAACGAGCCUGGUUGACCGCCAAGAGCGCAUCGAAAUAGCUGGCGAGCAAAUCGAACAAGGGUUCGAGCUUGCAGGCGCCACAGCUAUAGAAGACAAGCUCCAAGAGGGAGUUCCGGAAACAAUUGACAAGCUUAGGCGUGCAAAUAUCAAAGUGUGGAUGCUCACUGGUGACAAGAGAGAAACUGCCAUUAACAUUGGGCACUCGGCACGAGUGUGCAAGCCGUUUUCGGAGAUUUACAUCUUGGAUUCCUCCAAGGGCAAACUGCAAGACGCCCUGAUGACAACGCUCACUGAAGUUGGGCGAGGGAUGGUGCCUCACUCGGUUGUGGUGGUCGAUGGACAAACCUUGGCCGUGAUUGAUGCUGAUGAAGACCUUGCCGCCUUGUUUUACGACCUAAUCGUACGAGUCGACUCGGUCAUCUGCUGCAGGGCAUCUCCCUCACAGAAAGCCAACUUGGUCAAAUCCAUAAGGAAGUUUGUCCCCAAGAGCAUGACUCUGGCCAUUGGUGACGGUGCCAACGACAUUGGCAUGAUUCAAGCCUCACACGUGGGCAUUGGCAUCUCUGGCCGCGAAGGCCUGCAGGCAGCGAGAAUAGCCGAUUAUUCGAUUGCCCAAUUUCGAUUCCUUCAGAAAUUGCUGUUUGUACAUGGUCGAUGGAACUACAUCCGGACGGGCAAGUAUGUCUUGGCUACGUUUUGGAAAGAGACUUUCUUUUUCCUUAUACAAGCGCAAUUCCAGCGGUUCAACGGCUAUACGGGCACCUCUCUCUACGAGUCGUGGAGUCUCACGCUCUUCAACGGAGCGUUUACUUCGCUACCGGUUGUUCUGUUGGGCAUUUUUGAUAGGGACUUGCAGCCGGCGACGCUGCUGUCUGUGCCGGAACUGUAUACCUUUGGACAGCAGAGAAAGGGGUUUAACCUGCUGCAGUAUAUGGGAUGGAUGGCUAUGGCUGUUGCGGAAAGCGUUGUUACGUUCUACUUCAUGCUGGAGGCGUUUCAAAGCAUUCUGUUUACGGAGGAUAAUGGGCUCUAUGCGAUGGGAACUAUAUGCUUCAGUGUUGGCGUUAUUUUCAUCAAUGUGAAGCUGCUGCUUUUGGAGUUUCACAGCAAGACACUGAUUCCACUUCUUGGCCUUGCUGUAGAAAUCACCGGAUGGUUCCUAUGGAACCUGAUUCUGUCCACAAUAUACCAAAGAACCGUCGGUCCAAUAAUAGUGAGAGACGAGUUCAUCCACAAUUUCGGGCCUCGGCUCUCUUGGUGGACGUCGCUGGUCCUCGGAUUGGUCACCCCUAUUAUCAUGGAGUUGGUCGUGCAGGCGGUCCGUCGGGUAUACUGGCCAACGGACCAAGAUUUGAUGCAGCGGAUAGAGAAGGAUGCCAACUCCAAGGAAAUAUUGAAGAAAUACGCCGCAGAUGGAGGUGGAGAUCUAGAAGCGGGAGAUACACAGGGCAUUGAGCUGGAAGAGAUGGGAUUGCAAACUGACCAGAGGGAAGAAGGUAGGAGGUCGCUGAGGGUGAGCCACGACGAUUAUCGGCCGCCGGGCUUUACUCCGUUGACGGAAGAGAGGGAAUAUCCGCUUGAAGAGGUUGAUACGAGAAGAGAGAGAGAGUGA
This is a messenger RNA of Trichoderma virens Gv29-8, 4083 nucleotides long. RefSeq lists its product as uncharacterized. Gene Ontology annotation, biological process: endocytic recycling; post-Golgi vesicle-mediated transport; phospholipid translocation. Gene Ontology annotation, cellular component: plasma membrane. NCBI's taxonomy places the organism in Eukaryota, Fungi, Ascomycota, Sordariomycetes, Hypocreales, Hypocreaceae. Bases 1 to 4083 code for a protein of 1360 amino acids. The record is from RefSeq and is a predicted model, not a curated record. Gene Ontology annotation, molecular function: ATPase-coupled intramembrane lipid carrier activity; ATP hydrolysis activity; ATP binding. The transcript has 3 exons.